This is a messenger RNA of Candidozyma haemuli, 1812 nucleotides long. RefSeq lists its product as uncharacterized. The transcript has a single exon. NCBI's taxonomy places the organism in Eukaryota, Fungi, Ascomycota, Pichiomycetes, Serinales, Metschnikowiaceae. The coding region runs from base 1 to 1812 and encodes 603 amino acids. Gene Ontology annotation, cellular component: peroxisomal membrane. Gene Ontology annotation, biological process: peroxisome organization. The record is from RefSeq and is a predicted model, not a curated record.
AUGACCCAGUUUGCGAGAGACCCUCUUCCAGCACUCUUUUCAAUUGACAACACUAUUACACCUGUUCAAACUCUUCUGAUGUCUGCUAGUCCGCCUUCAAAGGGGAGCCGCAGAAGUAGAGUGCUCAAUUCCUUGUACAAUUAUACCAGUGAUAUGGCAGAAACCCAUGCAGGGAAGAACAGAGGAAUUGCUGCUGGCACAGCCGCUACCCUAUUGGGGAUGGGAAUUGAACAUGUUGAAAAGACUUCUGACGGUGGGAUUCGAGCAAAAGAUGGAAGCUUUGAAUAUUCUGAAGAAGAGCUAGAGGCUGUGAGAGCAAUGGCUCUGUCAGCCGAGGAACACGCGGAAAGGAAGGAGCCAACUCAUUUCAUGGACAGAUUCUUAGAAAGACUUGUCAGUCAUACUGUUCCACAAGAUGCACCAGAAUAUCAUGAGAUUAGCCGGAGAAUCAAAGACCCAUCAAGAAAAAGCAAGGCUCCUUUAUCGAUCCGUAAGCUUGGAUCAAAUUUGAAGAGAUUGAGCUCGAAAAUGGGAGCAUUCUUUAAGCUCCAGUAUGGUGUCAUUCAUGUGAUCACUUGGAAGCAGCCAACCAAGACUAUUUCUGUGUUGGUGAUGUACACGGCUAUCUGUAUGUGGCCUCAUCUAGUGGUUGCCCUUCCAUUACUUGUAUUGUUGUUUGGUAUCAUUGUGCCCGCAUACUUACACCGCCACCCUAUGGAUAUCCCCGAACUCGUGAAAACGAAGAAGAGAGGACAAUCACUUCUUGAGUACUUCAACCAAUCCGAAGAUGAAAGUGUUGUUUUGGACCUAAUAAAUGAGAGAUCUGAGGAGUUUUCAGAUGACCAGGUAUCAAAUGUCACAUUCUCCUCCGACUAUUCUAGAGCUACCACGGCAACAGGCGCAACAGCUGCAACCAGCUCUACUGCGUUUGCUCAAAAGAGUCUCAAUACAGCGGACUCAUUGUCGUCAGAGGAUCUGUCUAAGUUCGUGAAAUCGCAGGUAUCGACAUUCAUGAACAUGAGAGACUUACAAAAUUUGACUACUGACUUACUCAAUGGCUUAGAUCACGCAGAGAAAGUGGCCACUGAUGUGGUUGGAUUCAAGAAUGAAAGACUUACGACAUUUAUAUUUUACAUUUUAAUCGUUGUUACCUCGGUGGUUCUUUUCGUUGGAAGAUGGAUUCCUUGGAGAAUCAUCUUCAUUCAGGCCGGCUGGAUCGGCAUGAUUAUCUGCCAUCCCAACGCCAAGAAGUAUAUCCAAGCCCUCAAGAAAAGAAAACAAGCUGCGAAGGUUAUUGAAGAAGAUGAAGGCGAGGAGACUGAAGAAGAAGAGCCGGUUGAAAAACCAACCAAGCCUUUGCCUCAUGAGACAUUCGACAGACCAGACAUUAUCGUCGAUGACGUCCCCGAGGUUCGUGUUGUCGAGAUUUAUGAGUUGCAAAUCCGCAACGUGCUCAAGCACGAAUGGAAGCUUUAUGGGUAUUCCAAGAGACUUUUCGACUUCGGUGAUAAAGUCAGAAUUUCAGGCAAGAAACCACACGGCGUGGACUCCAUCGGUAAGAUUCUGCCACCCAAGGAGUGGAAAUUUGACUUUGGGUUUGCAAGCAAUUGGCAGGUUGAUAAGGACCCAGAGCACUUUUUACGUGUCCGUGGGGUUGACCAGACUCACUUGAAAAUCAAGGACGACUAUAAAGAAGGCUGGGUAUAUGACAAGCUUCCAGCUGCACAGGAUUCAACCAUCGAAUUCAGAAGACGCAGACUUUACAGAGAAUGCUUCAGAUACGCCCGUCCUGUAAACAAUAAGAUCUUAUAG